Messenger RNA from Uranotaenia lowii, 423 nucleotides. RefSeq lists its product as uncharacterized. The transcript has a single exon. Lineage: Eukaryota; Metazoa; Arthropoda; Insecta; Diptera; Culicidae. Bases 1 to 423 code for a protein of 140 amino acids. The record is from RefSeq and is a predicted model, not a curated record.
AUGAGGGGUCCCGGAGAAGUGGAAAGUGAGGGAAGGGAGAAAGACACUCAUAAUGACGAGAUCUGGGAAUGGCAUAUACGUCACUUCGGCAUAUCACGGCAGGGUAGUGGUGCAAGCAAAAAUAUUAUUGCAACAAAUUUGGAAGCACAUGUCGUCACAGCAAAAUCUAAGGUGGCACCCUUAGAAGAUUUGGCUCGCAAGAAGAAAAAGCAAUCGAUUCCCAGAUUAGAACUAUCAUCUGCCCUUCUUUUGUCCCACCUGUACGACAAACUGCGAAAAAGUAUUCCGUUCACGAUUUCUGCGUAUUUUUGGACCGACUCCAUGAUUGUGCAGUAUUGGCUCGCUUCACUUCCAUCCCGAUGGCAAUCAUUCGUGGGCAACAGAGUGUCGGAAAUACAUCACAUCACCAAAAGCGGAAUUUGA